AUGGGCCUCUCAUACAACAUCUACCUGAACUCGUCCAAGAUCUAUGGAUGCAAGAACUGCAAGACACAUUUGUCAAACCACGAUGACAUUAUCAGCAGGAACUUCCGCGGUCAGCACGGCAAAGCAUAUCUAUUCGACAACGUCGUCAACGUCACCGAGUCCGAGCCCAACGAGCGCAACAUGACGACCGGUCGCCACAUCGUGCGCGACAUCCACUGCAGGCAGUGCAAGGAGACUGUUGGCUGGAAGUACGACAAAGCUUAUGAGGCAAGCGAGAAGUACAAGGAGGGCAAGUUCAUCCUGGAGGGUGAGCUGCUCUGCACCGUGUCAUGA
Parastagonospora nodorum SN15 is the source of this 333-nucleotide messenger RNA. RefSeq lists its product as hypothetical. Lineage: Eukaryota; Fungi; Ascomycota; Dothideomycetes; Pleosporales; Phaeosphaeriaceae. Gene Ontology annotation, cellular component: ubiquitin ligase complex. Bases 1 to 333 code for a protein of 110 amino acids. The transcript is spliced from 2 exons. The record is from RefSeq and is a predicted model, not a curated record.